Salarias fasciatus (jewelled blenny) is the source of this 1804-nucleotide messenger RNA. RefSeq names its product phosphatase and actin regulator 1 (gene phactr1). Lineage: Eukaryota; Metazoa; Chordata; Actinopteri; Blenniiformes; Blenniidae. Gene Ontology annotation, biological process: stress fiber assembly; cell motility. The coding region runs from base 68 to 1735 and encodes 555 amino acids. The record is from RefSeq and is a predicted model, not a curated record. The transcript is spliced from 13 exons. Gene Ontology annotation, molecular function: actin binding.
GCUGCGGCGCCGUGUCUCUCGCAGUCCCGCCGGUCUGCCAGUGGACGCUGCCCCCGGCCGGCCGAUCAUGGCGGCGGCCCCGGAGGAGGAGGUGGACCGCAGGCCGAUCCGGAGGGUCCGCUCCAAGAGCGACACGCCGUACAUCAACGAGGCGAGGAUCUCCCUGCACCUGGAGACAGCGGAGGAAGUGGAGAGGUUGGCGGCCAUGCGCUCUGACUCGCUGGUGCCCGGCACGCACACGCCUCCCAUCCGGCGGCGGAGCAAGUUCGCCACACUGGGACGUCUCUUCAAGCCGUGGAAGUGGAGGAAGAAGAAGAGCGAGAAGUUCAAGCAGACUUCAGCAGUGCUGGAACGAAAAAUGUCCACUCGGCAGAGCAGAGAGGAGCUCAUCAAGAAAGGCCUGCUGAAGGAGGUCUACGAGAAAGACGGUGCGUGUCCUGCAGUCCGUGAGGAGGUGAAGAUGGAGAAUGGGCGCUCCCCGGUGCUGGGCUCCGGCCUGUCGGAGUCUGAAGGCGCUGUUCUGAUGGAGGGAAUGGCGGCGGCGGCGGCUGGAGGACCGCUGGAAUUUCAAAUGGCGACAGACGGUGGAGGCCAGCAAGACCACGCACAGAAAUGCAGCCAGGCUCCGCCCACAAAGAAAUCGGCGGCGUAUCCGCCCGAGGGGGCGGACCCGAACCUCUCCAGAGCGCCCGCACUGCACAAACAGCCCCCCGCUCUGCCGCCCAAGCCCUUCAGCAGGCUGACGAAUCACAUCACAGACGGCGCCCCGGUGAAGUUACCCUGCAUGGCGGUGAAGCUGUCUCCCCCUCUACCUCCGAAGAAGCUGAUGAUCUCCGUGCCCGCGGGCGGCGUGGAGCCGUCUCCGAUCGCCUUCCAGAAGUGCCCGGCCCCUCCCGGCCUCGCCGCGGCGGGCGGACACUCGCUGCAGUACGGGCCGCUGCCCGUCCCGCUGCACCCGCCCAGCCGCAUCAUCGAGGAGCUCAACAAGACGCUGGCGCUCACCAUGCAGAGGUUCGAGAGCUCCAUGAUGCACGCCGUUCCCACGGUGAUGAUCGAGUGUGACGAUGACAAGGAGAACCUCCCCAGCCAGGCGGACUACGAGGACCUGCCGGGCAUGUACAAGGAAGAGGAGGACGAGGAGGAGGAAGAUGACGAAGACGAGGAGGAGGAGGACGAUGAUGAAGAGGAAGAUGAGGAGGAAGAUGAAGACGAGUCACUGUUUACUAGCACGCUCGCCAUGAAGGUUUUGCGGAAAGACUCCCUGGCCAUCAAGCUGAGCAACCGUCCGUCGAAGAGGGAGCUGGAGGAGAAGAACAUCCUGCCGCUGCAGUCCGACCAGGAGAGACUCGAGUCCCGGCAGCAAACGGCCACCAAGCUGACCCGGCGGUUGAGUCAAAGGCCGACAGCAGAAGAGCUGGAACAGAGGAACAUCCUCAAACCUCGUAACGAUCUGGAGGAGCAGGAAGAGAAGCGGGAGAUCAAGAGACAUUUAUUGACGAAGCUCAGCCAGAGGCCCACUGUGGAGGAGCUGCGAGAGGCGAAGAUCCUCAUCCGGUUCAGCGACUACGUGGAGGUGGCCGAGGCUCAGGACUACGACAGGAGGGCGGACAAGCCGUGGACUCGGCUCACCGCUGCAGACAAGGCUGCCAUCAGAAAGGAGCUGAAUGAGUUUAAAAGCACAGAGAUGGAGGUGCACGAGUCGAGUCGCCAUCUGACCAGGUUUCACCGGCCAUAGAAACGCUGCGUCGGCCUUGAGCCCCUCCUCCUGCGGACGCCUCCGGCGGCGGUCGGCCCGCGGCCUCGG